Molecule: messenger RNA, 996 nt
Organism: Cylindrotheca closterium
Lineage: Eukaryota; Bacillariophyta; Bacillariophyceae; Bacillariales; Bacillariaceae
Source: the annotation of a GenBank genome assembly
AUGAAGCUGUCAAUCACACUUCUUGCACUAGCACUAUGCCUUCCGACUAUCACUGGACUCGCAUGUCCGGCACCCCUCCGCCUCCAAAAGCUACUCGAGGCAGAAAUGGGUGGAACUCGCGAGAGUGAAAUGCCCCUUCUCUUGCCUUGUUGUUACGAUGGUUUGACAGCCCGAUUGGUUACUCGCGCUGGCUUUGAUGCCACUUUCAUGACUGGAUUUGGAGUUUCCGCCGUCAAUGGAUAUCCGGAUACUCAGCUUAUCUCGUAUGGUGAAAUGCAGUCGGCGACUGCUACCGUAGCUGAAGGCUUGUCUAGUGCCGCAUUGGAAAUGGGCCGAGAUCCCAUUCCUUGCAUUGCCGAUGGGGAUACUGGCUAUGGAAAUGCUGUCAAUGUCAAGAGAACCGUCUUUGGAUAUGCUAGAUCAGGUAUGGCAGGAAUUAUGAUCGAAGACCAGGUGGCUCCCAAGCGCUGUGGUCAUGUAGUGGGCAAGUCUGUUGUUGGCUUUGACGAGGCGGUGGCUAGGGUAAAGGCAGCCUGCGACGCUCGAGACGAGUACAAUGGCCAGUUUGGAGAAGGCAUGGCUCCACUCAUUCUUGCCCGGACGGAUGCUUUGAAAUCUGAUGGUUUUGAAGCCGCCAUUGAACGAUGUUUGGCCUUUCGGGAAGCAGGCUGUGACAUGACCUUUUUAGAAGCACCAGAAUCGAUUGAACAAAUGAAAGAGUACUGUGAACGAGUGGAAGGCCCUAAGUUGGCCAAUAUGUUGGAACAGGGAUCGACACCAAUAUUAUCUCCACUAGAGCUAAAGAAGUUGGGUUACACCAUGGCUGCCUAUCCAUUGACACUUUUGUCCGCGUCCAUCAAGGCAAUGACUGAUUCCUUGGAGAGAAUAAAGAAUGGAACCCCUACGGAUGAUGUCAUUGUGUCCUUUGUCGAAACCAAGGAUGCUGUUGGAUUUUCUAGCUACGCCUCCGAGGAGCAACGCUACAAAACUGAUUAG